UGUCAGUGCCUCCUCGAGGCAGGUAGAGACUCUUGUCAUUGAGAAAAUCCCCUGUUGGGACACAUGCGUCCUCGUUCCACCUCUCCCGCGAACUGGUCCGGUCUUGUCUGGAUCGAGCCCUCGGUAGCGGCGAUAAUACGUGGCUCGAUUCGGAUAUUGUGUCACCGUCUCAUCUUUAUUGUAGAGGGUUCUGUCUUUCCCGCUUCCGUCGUCCUACCUUCUUUGCCGUGUUUUGCCGCAACCGUGCCGGCGGAACGGCAGCUGCAUCAUCGACGUCCUCUUCGUCGUGGGCCAUCUCGAGAACCUUGUAUCGCUUCGCUACGGCAGCCCCUGUGACACGAGCACGCAUGCGGUCUCAGAACUACUGAAUAUAUAUCGCUGCGAUAUGGAUGGCUCCUACGGAAAUGUCUUGCCUCCCAGUAGCAGGUCCAUGUCUCCAAGCAUGCCGCCGCCGAGUCAGGACGCAUAUAAAAUCAAUGUAAACCGACAAAAGACGAAGAAAUGGGCGAAUUUCAAACCCCAAAACUACGAUGGCGAUGAUUGGGGUGCCGAUGACGAUGAAGCGAAGGACCAGCCAGAACCUCCACUCCCCCCAAAACCGAUGGGCCCGCGCCAUCCAACAGCGUCUUCGUCGGCUCCGAGACAGUUCCAGCCCCCUGGAACGGCGCCUAUAUACACGCACACUAGGCAACCUGUGGGUGCGCCCGCGGCCAGCACAGGCCAGCCCCUGACCGUGACUGAGCAGAACGCGUCUUAUCGACCGUAUGUUCCCGGUGCAGAUGUAUCGACACCUAGUGGUUAUUCCAGUAGCCAAGGAUAUCCUCAUCCGCUGCUUUCUCCAAACUCAAGGCGCAACUCGCCCUCCCCGCACAGCGCUAGCUCGCUUCCUUCACAACAGGUCGGGCUUCGAAAGGAUAGCCCGGGACCAUACGAUGCCGUCGAUUCGAACAGCGCAGUGAAGCAGCCGCGGCCUAACCAACAAACAGCCGACAAUUCAGAUGCCCGAACAGCAACAAGCCCGAUGUCACCACAGAACCCGAGGUCUUUUGUGUCAGCGGACAAACCGCUUCCUUUCAUUCGCCCGGCUGAUGUCUAUCGACGCAUGGCGGAAGAGGCGAAAGGAGGACGGCAACCGUUGGAGACUAGGACAUUGAGCAUGGACAGCCCUGUGGCCCAACCCAGUCAGCGGCCCGAACCGUCGCAAGCCCGAUUACAGGCAGGAAUAUCGAGCCCCCUUGGUCUUCCCGCUCCACCUGCUGAAAGGAAGAGCGAGUAUGGCAUUGAAGGACUGCUUGACAGCUAUUCUGACGAUGCUCGCGUGGACCCUUCUUCGGAGGUUGAGAUGUCAACGAGGGCCGCUACUACAGGUCAAGAUGGGAUGAAAUCGGCCGUGCCCCACCCAUCUGCUGAGCUCAAGUCACACGAGCGCGUUCGACGCUUUUCGACAAGCCCAAAACUACCAGAUCUAGCACGCAUGUCAGGUUUCGGUGAAGACCUCUUCUCCUCGAGCCUAUUCCCUGAUUCGAAAGCGCAGUCGCAAACUUCGGAAAUUGCGCCGCCUCAGCUCGUCAUCGCUCCCGCUGACUCUGCGAAUGCAGCAGAGAUAUCGGCCCAAUCGCCCCUCGCCUCGACGCUUCGGGACACGCCCUCGGCCGCAGCGUCAGACAUAGAGAAAAUGGGCAAACCUAACCCUGAUGCAGACACCAAGGCACUGCCUGUGCGCUCCCCAUCUCCUUCUAGUAAACCAGAGCGGAUUGAAGAGCAGGCAUUGCAAAAGGUCAGCGGAACGCAGCCGGUAACUGGGGUUUCUGAGCAGCAACAGGCCACAGGAGGGGGGUCAUUGGGAGCGCAGGGGACCAGAGACCAGUUUCUCUCCCGGCCCCAUCUACCAGGCGGCUGGGUCUCUGAGACUCCAUCUUCGCCCGGUGAAAUAUCCCAUGCGGAUCCCUCUCAAGAACAGGGGCCCAGUGCCGUUGGUUCUGGAAUGGUAUCAUCAGCGGCCGAAGCCAACGCUCAGCCGCAAUCCCCUCCAUUAGGUGCCGAGCAGCCUCAGCAACCUGGGCCAGAAACAGCAGGUGACGUGAGGGUUUCCAGCCCCGUUGAACGCGAAGUACAAGCGACUUCGCACCCCGCUUCACCACGUGCCAUACCCUCUCCUAGAACCUCGAGUCCAGCUCGAAACACAGAACUUGAAAAGCCCUCUCCAGAGGCCACAGCCAACGCCAAGGACGGCGACGCGCCACCUCCCGCUAGCAGGCGGUCCUCCAGCUCAGUAUCAAUGGGUAUAACUACUCAUCCCUCCGAAAUCCCACCGACCGCGCCUUUGAACCCACGCCGAGAAUCGCCAGCGCCGGGUGCCGACAUGAAGCCAGUUAUGGGUUCCCCGUCAUUUGAGACCCCUUCAGUUGUCACCCCUCCAGCCUUGGACGCCUCAAGUAAUUCUCCAGUCAAAGACAGUGACAUGCUUAGCGAGGAGAUUCUCAAGUCUCUCAGCCCAGCGCUUCCCGCCAGCACUUCCCCGGAUCCCGCCGAGGCAUCUACUGCCGCUUACCGCGCAGCUGCAGGUCCCGUCCGCGAAAGCAGUUACCUAGGUGAUGUCUAUGAUGAUUACUGGACAGCAACUGAGGAAAAGGUGGACCCGAGCUUUCUUGAAAGUGGCAAGACGGUCAAGACAGAAAGGGUUACAGAGGCCCCGAUAUCAAACCCGGCCGACUCGCCCGAUCAACAGCCUAUCGCGCCGUCUUCAAGCCUACCUAAUAUCGGUCGACCGGCUGUUCCUUCUACGACUGAAGCUUCGGUUGAUCACACUGCGACCGCAACUGAGCAGGAAAAUUCUCAAAGACCCUUCUCCUGGGAGCCAUUAAAGCUCCGAGAUCCCGCCGAAGCUCCGUCUCCAGUGACUGGAAUGUUUGUCGAACAGAAGGCAUUGGGCUCGGGUGUUAGAGGUGUGUCUGCUUUGGGGCCAAAGACUGUUGUUCCCGAGGACAAGGCGUUGCCAUUGAUCUCCGAAACAAAGGCGGCGCAUUCCCCUACAAAGACGGACAAUUUCACCCCUGUGCCGGACGAACCUCCCGCUGGAAACACUUCACGGCGAUCACUUUCGUCCGCCUCCGGCUUAUCCGAUAGACACGAGGGUGCUCAGAAGCUGUCCCUAAUCGAGGAGAAAAUAGCGCUUCAAGAACAAUCAAAAGCCUCUCCCCUCGCCUCGCCGCUUGAAAAGCAUCCUGCCCUUGCCGAAGCCCUGCAGACGCAGCAGGCUAUGGACUCAAGUGCACCUUUACCGAGGAAAGAAGCCUUCAACGUAUUAUCUUUUCGGAACAUCAUGGACAUUGGUUCGCCGGCGGAGCGGAUCAAACAUUACAAUGAGACACGGUCACAAUAUUCCGCCAUGGAUAGCGGACUGGACGAGUGGGUGAAGGUUAUGUUGUCCAAGCAUCCCGAACAUGCGAAUGCCGGUUUCACAUACCCAGGGCCUGCACCUAAUGCCCAGCAAGGCUCGCAGGGAGCGGGGACAGCGCUGCCCCAGAACGCAAGGCCAUCAGCGAGCAUAGGUAUGCCAUCGCAGCCAUACGGUUCUGGUGGAUUAGGGCAGUUUGGACACUCGAGUCAUCAGAUGGGCACCAAGAGCAGAGAACUGUUGAUGGCAGCGGGCAAGGCUGGAAAAGGACUGCUGAGUAAAGGACGAAACAAGCUUAGGGGCACGGGCGACAAGGUGUUUUCCACUUCAUAAACGAAUCGCGGUUUCUCUCUACAGCGUUUAAUUGAGAUUGGGACAAAUAUCCAUCAUAUCAUGCAUGGACUGGGCAUAGGCAUGGACGCUGGGAUAUGGUUGGCCGUGUACUUCGUACGGGUAUUUGUACAACACAUAAUCAAGGCCGGGCAGAUGAAUUUGUCCAACACCCCCAUCCUCCCAGGAACCACCGGCUAUUCCGGUAAUGAAUCACAGCGUGGACGGGGAAUGAAGCAGCUGAAAUAAAGUGUC
Molecule: messenger RNA, 3982 nt
Organism: Canariomyces notabilis
Lineage: Eukaryota; Fungi; Ascomycota; Sordariomycetes; Sordariales; Chaetomiaceae
Exons: 2
Coding region: 386-3730 (1114 amino acids)
Source: RefSeq, a predicted model, not a curated record